CCGGCGAAAGGUGUAGCAUCCUGUCUUCAAAUAGUUUAAUCAGUUGCAUUAGAAAUGGCCGCUAAGGUUCUUGUCUUCGUUGCGUUGGUGGCGGCCGCUCAAGCCGUACCUAUAUUGUUCACGGGCACAAACGGCUAUUUUCCUGUAUUCAGGAUCGGCCGUUCCCCGAACGUAGCGUUCGGUUUUGGUAGUGGAUUCAGCAGUAACAUCGGUGGUAUCGCACACUCUACCGGCAUCGGGUCCUCCUUCUCCAGCGGUGACGCUGAAGCGUAUGGUUCUGGUGAAGCUGGCAACGGUGGUUACGCCCGCGGCGUCGGUGUAGCUAAUGCUGCACCCAUACAUCCUAUCCCGUACCAACCCUACCGAAGCAACUACGGCUCCGCUGUCUCGUCUGCCCAAAACUUCGGCAACUUCGGAUCCGCGGUCUCGUCAGCUCAAACCCAUAACGGACUCCAGUACGGAUCAGCAGUAUCCGCAGUACAAAACAAUGGGCCCGCCCGUUACCAGUCGGCCGUGUCCUCCGCUCAAAAUGUGAACGGCUACGAAUCUGCAGCCGCCGCUGCGAACAGCAACAACGGCUUGGAAUAUGGAUCCGCGGUGUCUGCAGCUCAUAACGGUGGCAACUACAACUCGGCCAUUUCCUCUGCGCAGUCUCGCAAUGGGUUGGGUAAUUUCGGAUCUGCUGUGUCGUCCGCUCAGAACGUUGGCGGUUACCGCGCUAGCACAGCGCAAACUGUACAGCAGCGUGGCGCAGCUCUCCAACACAGCGGUGCUAGCAGCAUCAAUGGUCCUGGUAUUCAAGCUGCUCAAUCUCACGCAGUCAACACCGGAUACUAUUAAAUUUUCGAUUUUAAAGUUCACCUGAGCAAAUAUCGGUCCUGGCAGAUAGUGACGUUAUAACGUAAUCAAUUACCUUCAUGUCUAUAGGAAAAUCAUGUCGAGAUGGUUUGUUUGUGUGUUUUCCGUGGAAGUGGAUAUCUGCACAAUAUCUAAAAUAGUGUUUGUAGACAUGAUAUUCCAUCAAAGAAGACGUUGAGACGACUGACCUUCACUUGUCACAUUGUCUUCGAUAACGAAUCACAAAUUACGAUGUCACUUAUUAUUAUUAACUUAUGUGAUUUAAUUUAAGAGGAAACAGAACAAUAAAAAACUGUAAUUUUCAAUAUAUAUGAUUUUAUUGCAACUAUUCACAAAUCCUUUCAAAUUAAAACAUUUCAUCGAACAAAAAAUCUAGCACAUAAUUCUAUUUAAUAAAAUCUAAUUCUUAUUUUUGGCUCUGUUAUCAAAUGUAAUUGUUUUAACAUUACCAUAUACGUGACCGUUGUCGUUGAUGGCCGAAGCUGUUCGAAUUUCCCCAUUGCCACCAAAGCCAGAAUCAUAAAUACCAUCGAUUCCUUUAACCCAAUCAUUUAAUGCUCCAAAAUUACUAAGUCCAAUACCUUCAAAAUUGAUAGGGCCUAAGAAAAGAGGCAUUAAAUAUGGGUUUAAAGCUGACGUAGAAACGAAACCUCUGCCUGUACCAGCAGCGGCUCCCCCUGGUGUGACGAUGGAGAAACUCCUACCAAUAACUGGGUUCUCUUGACUCUGAGAUUCAUGCAUUACAUGGUUUGGAUACGCUAUAUUAAUAUACUUGUUGACAUCGGGAUCAGACGAUGAUAUGGCAACAAUAGCUUCACCAGACGGCGAUGACUCUGAAAAUGAUUACAAAAUUUAAUAACAACCUAUUCAUAACAAAAACGGUAUUUUACUGUCAAAGUUCAAUAGCUUAAAGUUCAUACAGACCUUUUAAAACUAGUGGUAUAGCCUGCGCUGCGGUAAGUACCAAAACUAAUAUAAAAACAGACCCCUUUGUGUUCAUAUUGAUAAAACUUAUAUAUUUUUUAAUUUCUUAAAGAGUAAUGGAGGAGAAAUGAGGCCGCAUACUUUAAUUCGCCGGUUUAUAUACGCGCUACAUGUUGGCAUAUAAUUUCAGCCCGGCUCCUCUUGGUUCACUGAACUUGUGGCUCUAUCAUUUGGACGUAUGUAGUCAUUAGUAAUGUUUUAACAGCUACAACAUUCACUGGUCAAUGAUUGUUCUUUCGACUCGUUUUUUUUUUCUACCUAUAAUAAAACUAUGAAGCGAAUAUUUUUAAUCUAAUAAAAGAAAAAUUAUCUAUGCUUAAACCAUUUACCGUUUACCUGUCAUUAGAUACAACUUUUUUAAGUAUAAAUAAAAACAUAAUAUAGAACUGUAUAAUUUUUUUUUAACAUACAAACAUUAGUUUAUCUAUGACCAACUUCUAAAAUAAGUAUUUUACUAUUUUACUCCACAACCAUAACAGAUUAAAAAAAUGCGAUCUGUUAAAUUGCACAUAUUUAAAAAAAAACAAUACAAACUUUUUUCUGUACUGUAUAUAUAUUGUAUACGUUUAAUAUUACCUCAUCUCCACCCA
Molecule: messenger RNA, 2432 nt
Organism: Diatraea saccharalis (sugarcane borer)
Lineage: Eukaryota; Metazoa; Arthropoda; Insecta; Lepidoptera; Crambidae
Source: the annotation of a GenBank genome assembly